Dictyostelium discoideum AX4 is the source of this 1575-nucleotide messenger RNA. Its product is annotated as NUDIX hydrolase family protein. Bases 1 to 1575 code for a protein of 524 amino acids. Lineage: Eukaryota; Evosea; Eumycetozoa; Dictyosteliales; Dictyosteliaceae. The transcript has a single exon. Gene Ontology annotation, molecular function: hydrolase activity; 5'-(N(7)-methylguanosine 5'-triphospho)-[mRNA] hydrolase activity; metal ion binding. The record is from RefSeq and is a predicted model, not a curated record.
AUGAUCACCUUUGUUGAAAAUAAAAAUAGUAGUGUUGAUAAUAUAAAUACAAAUAAUAAUAAUAGUAGUAGUAAUAAUAAUAAUAACAACAAUAAUAAUAAUAGUCGCUCUUUAUUCAGGAAUUUAAUAAUAUUGUUGUUUCUCUUAACAUUUUUAAAUUUAAUUUUAUUAAAAAAAAUAGAUUUAAAUUAUAAAGAUAGUGAUAUAUUCUAUAGUAAUAAUAAUAAUAAUAAUAAUAAAGGGACCACCCAAAAAUUUAAUAUAGAUAGUUUAGGUAUUAAAUUAACAAAUUUAGAUAAUUUACAUAAUACAGCAAAUAGUAUUGUAAUUAAUAAAAUGGAUAAAACAACUCAAACCACCACAUCACAAUCAUUAAACGAUAAUGAUAAUAUUAAUAAAAAUGUAAUGAAUAAGCGUGUUUAUUGGCCAAAUGUAUAUCAAAGAAUUAGUAACAACAACAACAACAACAAUAAUAAUAAUAAUAAUUAUAAUAAUGAUGAAAAUGAUGAUAAUAGUAAUAAUAAUAACUAUGUUGAAAAAAUUGAAUGGAAUAAAUGUAUAUUAUCAUUGAUGGGUAUUGAUUCAAUUAAUAAAUCAAUUGGAUACUCAUUUAUAGAAUUAGAUAUUGAAGAUGGUAAAUUAAUUUUAACUUCUGAUACUAAUCAAGAUGAACCACGUGUAAAUAGUGGUGGAGAUGAACCAACAACAACAACAACAACCUCAUCAUCAUCAUCAUCAUCAGAUUUCUUUACUUCAUCAAUUAAUAGAAAAAGAGUUAUAAUGGCACAUGCAAAAAGUUGUCCAUUUCAUGAAUUAGAAUUAUCAAAUUCAAUAAUACAUAAAGAUUUACAAAUUGAAAAAUUCUAUCCACCUGUUAAAGUUGGUGUAUCAGUAUUGGUUGAAGAUAGUUAUAAUAGGAUAUUGUUAACUAAAAGAUCAGAAUCCUUAAGAAUAUUUCCAGGUAUUUGGGUACUACCUGGUGGUCAUAUGGAAAUUGGUGAAAAUUUCAUACAGACAGGUUUACGUGAACUAAAUGAAGAAACUGGUAUUACCAUUGACAUGAUUGAUACAAAAACUUUACAAGUUAUUGGUAUAUUUGAAAGUUCAUAUCCAAAUUUAUUACCAGUUGAUAAAUUACCAAUUGAUCAUCACAUAGUUGUAUUUAUAUAUGUUAAAUUAGCAUUACCAACAAAUAAUAAUAAUAAUAAUAAUAAUAAAGUAAUAAUAAAAUUACAAGAAUCAGAAGUUCAAUUAGCAGCAUGGACACCAAAAUCAUUAUUAUUAAAAUUAUUAGAAGGUACACAUCCAGAAUUUGAUCUAUAUCCAACAGAUACAUAUCAUCAUCAAUCUCAUAAAAAUACUUUAAAUUCUGCUUCUUUUGCACCAACUAAAGAUAUUGAAUUAAUUCUUCCAAUUGGUAAAGAGAAUGAUCCACACUAUCAAGAUUUAACAAAUGAUAAAAUUAAAGAUAUCUUUUUUAAAGGCACUGAUAAUAUUGCAACUGGUACAAUUUAUAUUUUAAAACAAUAUCUAAGAGAAGAAGAAGAAGAAGAAUUAUUAAAAAAUAAUAAAUAA